ACCGCGAUUCGCAGUGUAUACAGCAUGCCUCACCUGCUCGAGCUACCUCCCGAGCUGCUGGAGCAAGUUCUCCUAGACUUAGACCCUCUCGAGGUAGCACAAGUCUCUCGAACAUGCCAUGCCCUCCACGGCCUCAUCAAUACUCCUUCGAGCGAGCUCUUUUGGCGCAGGCUCUACCUUCUCCAGCCCUUCGACGACCCGCGCACUUGCCGUAGCCCGCUCGGCGAGCCUAUUAGCUGCAUAAAUUGGAAGCAUUCGCUCCAGCGCAUUGUCCGCGCACGCACAGUCGUGAAGAAUCAGGAUCUAUGUCGCCCCAACGAACGCAACGCUAUUGUCGAGACGCUGCUUGACUUCGCAAGACACACGACCCCGCUCUCGAGCACCCUUGGCGACGAGCUUUCGCUCAACCUCGUAUGGCUUGCCGCGCUCCUCCGGGGCAGCACCUUCUUUAAUGCGCCGCUUUGGGUACCCAACCCUGAGGAGACGAGGAUUCGCGCGCAUAUCCACACGCUCUGGACUUACAGCCUGCGACUUCCUACCUCGACGACGCACAGAUAGCCGCUCAUACGUGUACUCCUUCACGCACUAUUCGGCGAAGAACAGAUGGGGACCGUUCAUUCAAGAUGGAAGCGGGCGGGUCAACUGGGAGCACGUCCUCGCUGUACACCACGUUAUGAGCAUGCAGAUUGUGCCGCAGCCGCAGGUCGAGCAUCAGGACCCGUACAUGAUCUUCCCAAUGAGCCUGCCGUUUACACAGAGCAUCCUGCCGGUGGAUCUAGAUCUCAACGCGACCGAAGAUUGGGCCGGCAUCGAAGGCGUAUGGCAGUGUGCAUUCUCGUUUAUCGAUCAUCGCGAGCUGCUCGUAUUCAACAAUCUCUCGGGCCGACACUUCGACGAUGAGUUGAGGACCGCGCUCUUUGAAUCGCCCGAUUUCGUCGAGAUCUUCAGCAGGCUUGACGUCAUGCUCAAGCUCAUCCGCACUGAGCCCGACCCGGAGCAUCCUACGCGUCCGAUUUUGCAUUUCACGUGUGAGAGCAGGACGGGCACUACCAUGGUAGGCUACGUGUGUGUGACGCCGGACGACAAUAUUCGCUGGCAUUUUGAGAGUGGGCAGAAUGGCGACAAUGUCUGGAGUUCGGAGGGAGUUCAGGUAGGUAACGUCCGCUCGCCAUUCGGGGUUCUUGGCACCUGGACGACGACCACGCACGACGUGGGCGACCCCGUCGGUAUGUCCUCUGUUUUGCAUCAU
Phanerochaete carnosa HHB-10118-sp is the source of this 1249-nucleotide messenger RNA. RefSeq lists its product as uncharacterized. The transcript has 4 exons. Lineage: Eukaryota; Fungi; Basidiomycota; Agaricomycetes; Polyporales; Phanerochaetaceae. The record is from RefSeq and is a predicted model, not a curated record. The annotation marks the transcript as partial.